Molecule: messenger RNA, 653 nt
Organism: Solenopsis invicta (red fire ant)
Lineage: Eukaryota; Metazoa; Arthropoda; Insecta; Hymenoptera; Formicidae
Exons: 1
Coding region: 216-653 (145 amino acids)
Molecular function (GO): catalytic activity
Source: RefSeq, a predicted model, not a curated record
CAUAAGUGGCCUCCGAGCCAUACCUGGUUCACGAUCGGGCCGACUGGCUCGGUGACCAGGAUGGCUCGGUGGCCAUAAUCGGGGGUGGCGGCCCGCGAGCCCUCCCUCUUUCUCUCGUUGAGAGGGGGGAGGGCUAUGUGGCCGCGAGAUGGGGCGAGACGGUGGUGAUAGGGGUGUAUGCCCCCCCGAGCCGCCGCCUCGCCCAGUUCGAGGAAAUGCUAGAGAGGAUGGGGCUGGUCGUCGACCGGUCCCGCCCCUCACCAACGAUAGUCGCCGGGGAUUUCAAUGCCAAGCUGGAGGAAUGCGGAUCCCCGGCGACGUGUUUAAGAGGGGACUCCCUGGGGAAUUGGGCCCUGGAACUAGGGCUCAAUUUCCUAAACAGGGGGUCUGCGGACACCUGCGUGAGGCACAACGGGGGCUCCAUAGUGGAUUUCACCCUUGGAUGUCCCCGGGCCUCGCGCAUGGUGUCCGGAUGGAAAGUGCUGGAGGGGGAGGAGACAUUGUCGGAUCACCGGUAUAUCCGGUUCCGAGUCUCCGAUCCCUCCAGCGGCCGUCAGCGGCUCGCGAAGCGGACGAGCAGAAUGCUGGCGGCGAGAGGGGGGGCCAGAUGCCGUGCCGCUGGGCCAUCGGGAAGCUCAAUGUUGACUCCCUGA